AUGGCUUGUAUUAAACGUGUUCCUUUCUACUUUCAGUUAAAUGUUCAAGUCAAAAAAGAAGUUUUGCCUGACGAAUACUCAGCUAAUCAAGAAAAUAUGGAAUUUGAGAAGUCAAAAAAUAAAAGUAAUAAUGUUUUAAUCCAGGAGAAAACAGAAGCAUCUCGUCGCAGCAAUCGAAAACGGAAACAAAGCAAAUUUAAUAUGAAUGAAAAAGAUCUAGAAGAAGAAAAAUCGCCUGAACCACGUAAACGUGCUUGGUAUGCAAGCAACAUUUUCCUUCCAAAUAUAGAUAACGAUAAUUCAUCUUACAUAACAAAAAGUAAGACAGAACAAAUUAAUCCGUUUUGCAUAGAAGUAGAUGUAGAAGAAGAAUCAGACACACAUGAUUGGUUUAAAAGCAAUGUAUUCUCUAGAACGGCAGAUAACAAUUCACCAUCUACAACAAGAAUGGCAACAGGACAAAUCGAUCCAAUUGGGUUCAAAAUAAAAAAAGAGCAAAUUGAGCAAGAAACAUGCCUAAUAGGAAAGGAUGCAAAUGCGAAUGGAAUAAACAAUUUGGAUUGGAGAAAUAAAAAUAAAUUACUCCAUCAAGUUAAAGAGAGUUUCCCAGUCGCUCAUCAGAUUAAAAAAGAGUUGAUUGAAGAUUUCAGUGAUCAAGUUUCUGAGACUACGAAUGUUAAUGAAAUGAGAAAAAAAAUUAAAAUAUCUCCUCGAUUGCAAGAAAAAUAUCGGCUGGAUUAUAAAAUUAGGAAAGAAUCAGCAGAACAAGAAGAAGAUGAUAUUGAAAUUUUAUUCGAGACUUCUUAUAAAAAUAUAGCUGUUUCUAAUUGGAAUGACCGCGUCAAUCAUGUCAGUCCCAAAUCCCAUAGAAUCCGGAAACCUAAAACUCGCACUGAAGAAAAGAAAGUCUUAAGAAAGGAUGAUCUUUUGAAUGUAAAUGGCAUUCCAAAGUUUCCAGAAGAAGAAGAUGUUUAUUAUGAUAAGUGUCUACUGGAGAAGAAUGACCUAGAAUGGAUUAACAAGGAUGAAGGACUUGGAAGCUCCGGCAGUGAGGGAAACAUCCCAGAUGCCAAGACGAUCUAA
This is a messenger RNA of Argiope bruennichi, 1083 nucleotides long. RefSeq lists its product as uncharacterized. NCBI's taxonomy places the organism in Eukaryota, Metazoa, Arthropoda, Arachnida, Araneae, Araneidae. The coding region runs from base 1 to 1083 and encodes 360 amino acids. The record is from RefSeq and is a predicted model, not a curated record. The transcript is spliced from 11 exons.